AUGUGUGGCGGGCGAUGUGGUAAAGGGUGCGGGGGGGGCAGGCGCUCGCGUCCGUCCGCCCGCGCCGCCACCGCAUCAUCAGUUCGCGUUCGAGACUUACUCGCGACGCUCGUCUGCGAAGUCGUUCCCUCAGAUACGCUGCUGGUUUACGGAGUGCCGAUUUUUGACGACGCAACCAGUUCCGGAUCAGCUCAGCCGAUUGCCGUAAUGAAAGUAGUUAGUUUACAAUUGCCAUCGGGACCAAGCAUGGAGCGGCUCCCGCUGCCAUUCAGUCCGACGGAACUCUUGUGGCGGUAUCCAUUACCAUGGGCACCUCCUCCGCUCUCACCUCUAGGAGACGCCAAAGCGCAACUGCCAGCGGGUCUCCCUCCAGAACCCAGACUAUGGACGAGGGAAGAUGUGGCUGUUUUCCUUAAGUGGUGCGAAAGAGAAUUCGAUUUGCCGAACUUCGACAUGGAUCUUUUCCAAAUGAAUGGUAAGGCUUUAUGCCUUUUAACUAAAACGGAUCUAGGAGAACGUUGCCCUGGCGCCGGUGACGUGCUACAUAAUGUCUUGCAAAUGCUCGUCCGCGACGCGGCACUAUUAGGUCGAGUCCCAUCUUCUCCGGUGACACCGACGGCACGAAAUGCUCCAUACCCACCUUCCCCGCAUUCACACCCACCGACACCAACGUGGGCGGUCGCAGACGGUUUCCACCACUUCCACAGUGCGGCUGCCGCAGCUGCUGCCCAGCCAAAUUCUGUAACCUUGAGUCCAGCCCCAUCUGUGGAUAGUUCGGGAAGCCCUCAACGCGGCGAGUCUAUGAGUUACGCGCCAUCGUAUGCACCUCCAGUACCCACACAAACAGGAAGUUCUGGAAGCAAUCAGUCCGAUUCAGACGAGGAAGCUAAAUUUGCUCCUCCACCUCAUUCACCUAAAGACACGCCUUUACCGAGUCCGGCCCCACAACCUCACGCAGUAGCGCAACACUCACACUUUCGGACACAACAUAGAGAAUUUUUCCCGAAUGAUAUGCCAGAAUCUAACACAAACGGAAGACUUUUAUGGGAUUUCCUGCAACAACUCCUCAACGAUCCUACCCAGCGAUACACAAAUUACAUUGCAUGGAAGAAUAGAGACACGGGUGUUUUCAAAAUUGUUGACCCUGCUGGACUAGCUAAGCUUUGGGGAAUUCAGAAAAACCAUCUAUCAAUGAACUACGACAAAAUGUCUCGGGCAUUGCGAUACUAUUACCGCGUAAAUAUAUUACGCAAAGUUCAAGGAGAGAGGCAUUGUUACCAGUUCCUUAGAAAUCCAACUGAACUUAAGAACAUUAAAAAUAUUUCCUUAUUAAGGCAACAAAUGAGCCCAACACGUGUAGCUCAGCAGCAACAGCAACAACAGCAGCAGUCUUUAGUGAAGGCUGAAUUAAAGGAAGAACGUUGCGAAGAUGACCACGUUGAAGAAGAUAUGCCAACAGAUCUGAGUAUGACGGCCACAGAACCGUGGCGAAAGCGACCACGUUCCAACCCGGUCCCGACGCCGACACAUGACAAACAUUAUAUUAGCACUUUGAUCGGUGAUAAUAUGAUGAUGAAAUCAGAAUCUGAAUAUAGUUCAGAAUAUUACGCCCUUAACCUCAAAAGUGAAAAGUGCGAACAAUGA
Molecule: messenger RNA, 1644 nt
Organism: Leptosia nina
Lineage: Eukaryota; Metazoa; Arthropoda; Insecta; Lepidoptera; Pieridae
Source: the annotation of a GenBank genome assembly